Molecule: messenger RNA, 2822 nt
Organism: Serpula lacrymans var. lacrymans S7.9
Lineage: Eukaryota; Fungi; Basidiomycota; Agaricomycetes; Boletales; Serpulaceae
Exons: 10
Coding region: 1-2550 (849 amino acids)
Molecular function (GO): lipid binding
Source: RefSeq, a predicted model, not a curated record
AUGUCGCUCCCACCUGCUCAGAAAGAUAUAUCUGACCAUCCUGCCUCAGGAUCUGUCGUCGAUCCUGUCAACAAACGCUUGAAAGACGCUGAUGUGGACAGAAAAAUUCGGUUUUAUGGCGUAGUCGAAGCCUUUAGGCAGGGUCGUAUGCCCGAUAAUAAGCAGAUUGACGAGAGCUUGACAUACCUCAAUGAUAAUUCGCCACUGGAUCUUGAAAAACUUUCACCAGAUGGGCGCAAACUUGUUCAGGAUUCUCGUGAUAUUAUUGAGACCGCCCGGCUCAUUGUCAAGGAGAAGAACUCCGACGAACUCUUCCAAAAUUUCGUGUGGCAUACCCGUGAUGUUAGCCUGGAGGGAGCAAAGAAAGACCCAAGUGAAGUUGCUCCAAUUGAUCAGCAAAAAGCUCGCGACGAUGGCCAGCAGGCUGUUCGCCAUGUCCGAACAAUCCUUUCUCUCAUCAUGACAAACUCGGAAGUACGAAAGCUCCUUUCUGACUUUUCUGUUAUUGGUCGAGACCUGCUCGCCAAAGGCGCUGCCAAAGCUGCUGAAAAUCUACGGCCAGGUGAAGAGGCACUCUCUCGGGUUGACGAGCCAGCACCUCAAGAUGAGUUCAUUACCAAAGGAAACAGGAAGGUGGGACCAAACGAGACACCCGUGCUUGAAGCUCGAGUACCUGGUACCGAUACUACUAUCGAGCAGCACCCCCGUGCCGACGACGCUAAAGUAACGACUGGUGAAGGUGAAGAGAAGUCGGGGUCUCAAGUUCUAGGCGAAGGUCGUAACGCCACGCAGGGCCUUAAAGAUCAAGCAAUAGACAGUGCCAAGGAUGGCGCGAAUCAGGCGAAAGACCAAACACAGGAUACUAUCGGUCAACAAGCGAGCCAAGCUCAACAGCAAGGUAACUUGAAUGGUGUUGGAUCUGAUGUUUCGUCUGACGAUAUCGAGGCAAAGAAACAGAGCAUCAUGGACCGCAUGCGUGGCGUCAGAGAUGGUUUCUCAGACCGUGUUCCCCAACAACACAGAGAUCGUGUCAACGAUCACUAUGAACGUGGCAAAAAGUUUUUCACUGAAGAGUAUUUCCCAGAGGAGCGCCGCGACCAAUUUAUAUAUCGUGGAAAAAAGGUUAUCAUCGAGUGUCAAAAGCACGAUGAUUACCAAGGUGCAAUAAAGUGGCUUCUCUCUUAUGCUGAGGAGUACGCUAACCAUGGAAAGACAAUGGCGGGCCAUGGGAAAGAGAGUGGAGGAUCUCUCACUUCGGAUCCAUCCUUGCGCCAAGCUACUUCUGAGUUACGAACGCUUUUGGAGAGGUUCGCCAAUGGUAAAAACAUGAAUAUUAUCUUCGAUUCUGUCAAUGCUCUUGUUGACGAUGCAAGGCGAGAUGAGGAGUUUAGAGCGUGGUUUAGGCGGUUGGAUGCGUUUAUUCGCAAGCUCCUGCUCCAAGCUGGAUACGUUCUAGAAGAAGACUGUAAUCGUGAAGGCAAUGAAGUACGCGAAUCAGGACGUCAAUUCUGGGACCAAAAAUAUCGAGGACAUUUCGACAAUCUCUUUAAUUCCACUGGGAACUGGUUCGCUGCUAUGGGCGAUGACCCGUUGAACAAACGUUUUGGUGAAGAUUGGGCGAGACUCACACGUGAUCUUCUUUUCGAUAGUGAGGGCAGCUUGAAGUUCAAGCCUGAACUAUGGUCGGAUAUUAGGAAAGUUAUUCUGCCGACCUUGGUUGACAAGAUUGGCUAUGUUCCUAUCCCACGAAUCGAGUACACCGAUGAUUCAUUGGAUCUCGUCGUCGAGAAUCUCACUUUGCAAGGCCGCAACCUUUUCCCUAACUACAUGUCAAUGGAAGCGCAUAACUUCCUUAAGUUCAGCCCCUAUAAUGCCAUCACAGACGAGCAUCAUCACGAAUUCACACUUACAUUUGGUCAAAUGCAAGCUGAUAUGCGGGAUGUCGCUUUCUAUUUCCGAAAGAAGACAGGGAUUCCAAAACUAUCCGACUCUGGUCUUGCCGAUGUUGUUUUGGGGGGGGAAGGCCUGACCGCGACGGUGCAUCUCGUGUCAGCGGACAAAGAUCGAACUUCAGUAUUCAAAGUGAAGAACGUUCACGUAAAGGUCGACACGCUCAAGUUUAGCAUACGGGAUUCGAAACAUGAUUUACUUUAUAAAACAGUGAAGCCACUAGCAACUGGCUUGGUGAAGAAGCAGAUUCAGAAGGCGAUUGCUGAUGCAAUUACAACGGGAAUGGAGUAUGUUGAUGGACAGCUUGUUUCGGUCCGGGAUCGAAUGGAAGAGGCCAAAUCUAGUGACGAAACCAAUCGGAAACAAGUUCUUCAGGAUAUGUUCAAACGACAGAAGGACGAAUCGCAACAGUCUACAAAAUCAGACAAGCCCGCAUCGCAGUUUAAAGUGGUUCAUAAUAAACGUGCUUCUGUUAUCGCCACUGGUCACCCUGCUGGGUGGGUCAACCGUACGACCGAAAGAGAAGAGAAAGCUAUGAUCGGGAAGGACUGGAGGAGUGAAGCUUCACUGUUGUAUAACGCGGAAACACUAUUCCUAUGAUUUUAUCACGGCCACGAAAGAUGUACGAUUCAUGUUUAUCGACGAGGACCUUGUUUUACCUUCUUGUCAUACCGUGCUUUUAUCCUUUGACGAAUACUACCCUCAUACAUCUCAGUUAUCAUACUUAUCCCGAUAAUUAUAUGCCCACAUCUCUACGAUUACGCAUACUUUCGCAAAGUACGGUUUCGUGUAAAUAUUGCAAGUUAGUCUUCAUUUCUUACAGAACCAACGACAGGUUAAGCUGGGAUAAUGCCUACAGCUUAAUUGUUUCU